UUUGCGUUUCGUGGCACUGCAAUUAACUAAGCAGCUAAGCGGAUACGCGGCAAAGCAUUUUGCACUAAAGCUAAAGGCGAAUUUUUGAUUUAUUAUAUUUGCUAAACAGAAGCAAAAGAAAAAAAGUGAAAUAGGGUCAGCAAAGAUUUUGCAAAUCCAAAGUGCCUUUAGUCGAAUUCUGUUGACGUUGUUGUCAACCGGUCAUCAGCUCGCGCGAUCAACUGCCGCAUUCCCGCCGCGCAGCUUUGCUGAUUGCAUUUGUUUAUUUUUUUUUCUGUCUUGUCUGUUUGGCUAUUUGUGUGUCGCCAUCGCUGAUCGCGUCUUUUCCCAACAAAAUUGCUCACUUUUGGCAUCUGGUGUUUUGGAACAGCGGACAAAAAGAAAGCAAAAGCCGAAACAUGCGUUCAACAGCGAUCGUAUUUGUCAUUUGCAUGGCGUUGGCCAUGAGCACAAUGACGCAGGCGGAACACAAUGCGCAUUGCAAGGAACUGAAUCAAGUGAACUGUUACAUGGGUCAGAAUGAAGGCUACUUCUGCAGCAAGAACGAACAUGCGGCCACACAGACGCGCUGGUUCUUCGACAAAGGAGUUUGUAGAAAAUUCAACUACAAAGGCUGCUACGGUAAUCGGAAUCGCUUUUGCACAAAGGAAGCCUGUGAGCGGCGUUGCCGAGGCUAAGUAGAGAAGUCAAGCUGGAAUUUAUAUAAAUGUAUGCCUUUUUGGAUGUCCGAUGGAAAUGCAAUUAUUGAUUUAUUUAUAGAUAAAUUAGCGAAAAAUACCUUAAGUAUAUUUUAAUGCCAAAUUUGUAUAUAUGUGAAACUAACGCAGUGCCAAAAAGCCAGGAAAAUUAUUCAUAUUUACCUGCAGAAGUGCAGUAAAUAAUGAUUCAGUUAAUUACGAAAUAAAUUUAGUACAUAAAUUUCUAUAGCCUAAGAUUUUAUAUAAAUAUUUACUUAUGUGUGUAUGUAUGUAGUUUAUAUGUAAAACGUGUUUGUAUACAUAAAAAAAUAUAUUUCGUUGCUAAUAAA
This is a messenger RNA of Anastrepha obliqua, 1027 nucleotides long. RefSeq names its product actinia tenebrosa protease inhibitors. The record is from RefSeq and is a predicted model, not a curated record. Gene Ontology annotation, molecular function: serine-type endopeptidase inhibitor activity. NCBI's taxonomy places the organism in Eukaryota, Metazoa, Arthropoda, Insecta, Diptera, Tephritidae. The coding region runs from base 399 to 677 and encodes 92 amino acids. The transcript has 2 exons.